Molecule: messenger RNA, 20679 nt
Organism: Pocillopora meandrina
Lineage: Eukaryota; Metazoa; Cnidaria; Anthozoa; Scleractinia; Pocilloporidae
Source: the annotation of a GenBank genome assembly
AACAUUUUCAUGACGGACUGAGGAAGCAAGGUCGUAAAAUAGUCAAACGUGCCUUCCAUUUCCGCGACAGAGGUAAGAACGCAUGGUUUUAUCAGAUUUUUGAGUGUAAGGUAAAUACUUUUAUUUUAAAUGUUUUUAGUUGAGAUUUCCUCCUUCAAAUGUUCCUCAUCUUUCCGAACUUUCGCUGAUUUCCGACAAUGAAAGACGUUCCUGCAGUUAAGUGACGACGAUUGCCAACUUUUACUUUAUUCUGGCGUGUAUUAAUUGUAUUGCCGCUUCGUGUUAGCUACAAGCUUGUUUGAACAAGUUACAGCUGUCGAAUUCACAAAAAUUCGCAAGCAAUGCCUGGCAUUUACCUUGGACAAAAUAAGUUAUUCGGGAGAGUUACAAAGGAUAUCGAAAUUAUCGAUUUGAUUCAGUGCAAGCCCUUUUGAUCGCAACACUUUCAGUUUCGUUUACGUGUCAUGCGGAGCAUGUACACAAUCGUGUUUGGCACUAGCUUUCAUGUCGGGCUUAUGUACGUAUCAACUUAAUUUGCUCCCGUAUUUACGAUGCAUUUGAUCAAAAAGCGAUAAAUAUUUUCAGCGUAUAUCAUGUGUUUAUGUUUAUCAUUUUAUACUGUAGUUUGAAAGUGAUUUUUUCUUUUCGAUAGACAGCUUAGAUUGUCCUUCCAAACUGUACUGUUAUACUGAUUUCCUUGUUAAAUAUCGAGACAAGUUGAUUUUUCUUCAAAUUCAGCUAGUUAUUUACUGCAAGAGUCCUUUCAAUUAACUGCAUUGGAGUUUUAGGAAUCCAAUUCAUCAACUGGUAAUGAUUGAUUAGUAUCUGAGUGAAGUUUUACCUUUUGUCAUCUGCUAAUCAGCAUACGAUCAAUCAAUAAUCAUAUCAACUGAAUGUUUCCGAUCAAUUUUUUGUUAUCAAAACUGGUUUAGUUCUGCAUGAGGCCGCAUGCAUCCAAGUAUGUGUUUGUUGAUAGUUUAUGUUGUUAUAUGGCAUGGUAGUCUUGGGAGAAAUGUAAAGUUCUGAUUGGUUCUUACUUGGUCAGGAUUUUGCCAAAUAGACCAUCAUUGCACCAUACAGAAAGUUAUAAAACAUUUAAAUUCAUUGUAAACUAGUUUAGUCCAAGUGACAUUGGUGCAUGACAAUUACCUUGCUCUCUUGAAGGGUACUGGGGGAUAAUGGCACCAUGUCAUUCCUAUACUGUUACAACCUUGGGCCAAUAUACCUCUGUAAAGCCCUGGCAAUCAGCUGGUUAUAUAGAAGUUUGUAGUGGUUUUUGUAAAAGCAAUAUACACUUACAAUUUUGUGCAAAGACAAAGUAAAUAUAGAAUAACUGCAAAAACAAUUAGUUAAAUAUACCUAUACUAAUAAAGCAAAAAUGUCAGCACCUGUACCAAAUUGAAAUCCAUUUCAACAUACAUCAGCAUGCAUAAAUGUAAAUAUUUCACUGUUUUUCCUGUGAUAAAGUGAAACAGUUGAACUAACAAUCACCUAUACAAAUAUGGGCAUCAGCUCAACUGUAGGAAAUUGAAUAAAUAAAAUACAUCUUUUAUAAGUUUUGACUAGUAAUCCCUAUUUAAAAAUCAAAUAUGAAAAUUUUACUUUGGUGUUGUAAAAUUUGUUUCUUAUGAGAAACGAUUCAGCAUAAACUCUCUCCUCUUGCGGAGACAUGGUGGUCUUAUGAUUAGUGAGGUGGAUGCACGGUCAAGAGGUCUGCAUUUGUAGCCUGGCCUGUGCUGGACUCAGGGUCAAGAGGUCUGGGUUCCAGUCAAUGUAUUGUGUUCUUGUGCAAAACACUUUACUCUUACAGUGUCUGUCUCCACCCAGGAGUAUAAAUGGGUAGCAAAAAUUAGUUAGGGAAACCUGACAAAAUGCAAGGGGGGUGAAAGGGGGGGGGGAGAUGACAGUGGAAUGGACUUGCAUCCUGUCCAGGGUUGGGUAGUAAUACUCCCAGUUGCUUCAUGUAAGGAAACCAGGAUUAAGUAAAGCUCAGGCCCUGGACGGGCCACUUUUCAAAUCCAGAUGUGACCUAACUACCUACCACCUCUUAGUUUAAAUGAUUUAAAUUGCUACUGUUACAAAUUAUAUAAACUUGAAACACACAGAUGUUGAUUUUUGCCCAAUUUAUUUCAAUCAAUUGCAUAGGAAUGUUUUUGGUAAAUCUUGAAAUUUAUUGCAACGAGAAGUGAAUUACUGUUUAUUUAAAUAUUAAUGCUUGUUUUCUUCAGUAUAUAUAUCUUUUGUUCUUUUACUGCUUUAAAUAUGCUAUUAAUAUUAAUUGCUUGUGAUUUUGUGUCUAUGUAUCCCUCCCAUUCUCAGGAGGGAAAAAAUAUUUAGUUUACAAUUGGGUAAUAUGUUGAGCUAAUUUUUUUACCAUUUGCAACCAUAUUUUUUUUUUCAGGCCAGGAUUACUUAAAACAGCAACUUUUUGAAAGAAGCAUCCCCUUACAGUUGCUAUGGCUAAAGAAGGAAGUCCAAUUAAGGUUCCAUCUGAAAAUGACGACUUACCUGACAAAGAAAAUGCUCCAGAUUUUGAUGAGGACACUUUACGAGGUGAGCUAGGUUCAACUUUGGCUUCAGUCACUGUUCAAACAUUUUCUAUUCCACCAGUUUCAAGAAUGUAAGCAGGUGUGGAGAAUGAUAUUAAUACACUGCAUGACCACCUUAUAGGAUGUUUGGCCAGUCAUGACUCUCUUCUAUGAUUAUAAUAUGCUGAUGAUUGACUGAGAGGAUCCAUGACAUAUUUGUUAUUUUCUUUUCUCAAAUUUCAAAGCGAGUACACAAAGUUAUAGUAAGUGAAGACUUUAUUUGAUCAUCAUAUAACAUUCAUUUUGUAAGUUUGCAUCAUAAGUACCAUCAUCAUCAUCAUCUUUCCAUUAGAUUAUGCAACAUUAAAUUGAAAGUUUCAACUUCCCCUAAGCAACCAAUUUCCAGUAGAGUGCAAGUGUUAUAUCAUUGAAUAUGGAGGUGUUUAACCCUUGACACCCUAACAUCAGUAUCCAUAUUCUCCAUACUAUUCUUUGUAUGUUUCUUGUGGUACUGAAAAAGAGAAUACAUUUGAAGAUCAAUGCUUCUUAGGUUUGUGAUCAUUUCCUUUAUUCUCAUGAGCUUAGUGAAUGAUUCAGCAGUAUUACUCCAAGCUUUUCAGGGGAUGGGUCAAGUCAGGCAGGUGCAAAAGUGGCAGCUGGCACUAAAGGAAAAAUCUGCAGAUUUUAAAUCUCUAGAUCUUGGCAGCUCUGCUUAUGCACUAAUUAACUACAACCACAGGUAAUUAUUAACUACAACCACAGACUUUGACAGAAAUUAUUUUUUAUUUUUUCUUUGCAGCCACAGCUGAUGUUUAUAGAAAUGAGGGUAAUGAGGCCUUCAAGAAAGGAGAUUUCAUCAAUGCUAUUCAUUUUUACACCAAAGGAAUUAAAAUGAACUGCAAUGAGAAAGAACUGAAGGUCAAACUGCACAACAACAGGGCUAUUGCACAUUUUAAACUUGGUAAGAUGAUGAGAGCUUUAAUAUGCAUUUUUUUUCUAUUUUGAAGCUAUUGAGUUGUCAGUACUAGUUUUCUGAAAAGGUGAUAAUUUUGAAUGCAUGCCCGGAAAAUUUAGAUCUUCUCUUGGCCUCUCAAAUAAACAAAGAAGUAACCUCUUACCCCAGAUAUCAAUGAGCAUCACAAGUUUUUCCCAAAAUUAUAGUAAUGGUAGUUGGUUUGCAACAUGUAUGGCUAAUCAGAGAUAUUUAUUUCAAUAACAGGAAAUCACCAGGAUUCACUAAGGGAUGCAGAAGCAGCCAUUGAGUUAAAUCCAACUUUCCUUGAGGCAAUUGUGAGAGGUUAGAUAUCUUAGCUGUGCUAUAAUGAUAAUAACAAAAGAACUCAACACUCUAAGGUUAAAUGAGGUUAAAUGGAGUUCAAUCUUGUCUCAAUUGACUUUAAUUAAGAGGUCGAGACCACCCUGAUGUACAUUUGAAUCCAGCUCUUGACUGCUACGCUAUUAAUUUCCAUUAAUCAUGAUAAGAAUAUUAUUUUUAACGGGAUGAAGAACUCAAUGCGGAAUGCAAAGCAAAAUUUCAGCAUGAAUAUUUUAGUUCCUUAAUUAAGUCCAAUGAGUCACGGGUGUCAGAUAUGUUAAGAGCGUGUCCACGAGAGCACCGGGCAGUCGUGCUACAAGUCAUCUCACCGAUUUCAAUGAAACUUUGUUAGUUGAAAGGGUCUACCCCAAAACUCAAAGAGCCAAACUGGUUUCUGUUUUGGUUCUUCCGGGGGAAGAUAGACCACCCCCGGUUUUUCUUAGUUUUCACCAAGGAAAUCGCGUCAAAUAGGUAAAAUGUAUGAAGCUCUCACGGCGAUGGUCUCCAACCGAUUACUUUGAGGAUUUGCACACAUAUUUUUACAUCCUUAGUUAAUGUCUGCUGCGAGUAUCAGUCAAUUUGAUUGACGACUUGUCAAUCAACAGAUGCAAAUAUACGACUUUGGUUUAAGACUUUUCGAUUCAUCCAAAUAUUUUACAACUUUGAGGUCAAAUAUCUCCCGUUGUCAGAAAGCUACAACACUAAUCCUUAUUCCCCUUUACAACCCAUCAUUUCAUCUCUGAAAAUCAUCAAAAGAAUCUUUGGGCACUACCGUAUUUUUGUCUUGGAUGCCUUUUAAAAUCUGCGACUGUGACAAGUUUCUCUCAACUACACCUGUCACGCAAUUCUUGCUCUAGGCGGUCACUUGACAAAAUAAACCUACAUUUUUUUAGCUCUUUAUACAAGAUGAUUGAUCAAGAAAGGUGAAAAAUGUGAAAAACUUUCGAGAUUUAUUGUAGGAAUGGAAAAUUUCACGUUUAGAGAGAUGCAUGUAAACGAAAAAUCAAUGGGAAAAUCGUAGCGUUUCUUUCUUCAGUCGUUUAUUACUUUGAAGAUUUGCUAAAAUCAGCAGAUAUGGCUUUUGUACGGCACAAAACAUUCAUUAGUCUAUAAUAUGAUGGUUAAUCAUCAUCAUUGCUCAUUUUAGGAGAUUUUAAAGUCACAUGCAGCGUGUUGGUUGAUAUUACUAAUUGUUCCAGUGUGCUACAAGUUCGGCUUUUACAGACCGGAAAUUCUGCGCUCUCGCUCGAGAGCAAAUAUCAAUAGUUCUAUCGGACUAAAAACUGUGCCUCUAUCCCGAAAAUAAAAUUAAAAAAGUGUUGUCGUUGUCACUUACCGCCAUCGAACAUUUCCAUGCAGAACUCCGCUAAGCUAACAUCUGUUGUGUGACCCGAAGACUCUUAGUAGGAAUUAUUCAAGCGCGUUGUUCAUGUUGUCUGUUAGAUAACAAUUUCAGAUUAAUUUGCAGAUCUCUAUGAUUAUUUGCCUGCUUAUAUCUUAAAAUAUCUGCAUAUUUUUUUCAAGCAUUCUAUUACUACACAUGAAUCUACAUCUCUCUAGAUCGAGUGUUGCCGGCGUUUAAUUGCGUGACUUGUAAAAUUUUUAAAUAAGAAUCUGAGCCAGCGGUAAUUUGACGAGUAGCCUUCCUGCAAAUUUCCCUUGAUGAAAUCUCAAGACAUAGCCAGUUGUUUUCUUGAGCAAAGGCAAUAAAUAUGAGAGAAAAGUGAGAUGCAAAUGUCUUUUUUUUUUUAGCUUAAUAGCAGCUUUACCCUCUCCUGCAGUCUUCGUCUAAAUUUUGCAAGGUCUCUACUUAUUUUCUGCCUUGUUCGGUCAGUCUCGAAUUCUGAAGCUAGAUCAUUGGCAUCGGCCUCUCCGUCCUUUUUCAUAUUUACAGAGGGGGACCUCAUCAAUAAACCAAUUUUUGUUACGGCAGAUAAGCGGCUGAAGUAUCGAGCGAUUUGCUGCUAUAUCAACCGGUCAGUCUUAGACAACAUUUGUGGCUGGUGUCGUAUCUUAAACUCGAUAUUUGGGAAAUCACAUUAGAGGCGGUUGCCUUACUAGUUUCCUCCCUUGUCCAGCACACGUCUAGGAGAUAAUUGUCUGCUUUCUGAGAAAAGGUGGCUGUUUUUCGUGUUUUCCAAAGAGCCCAUCCAAAGUCCUCUUGGCUAGUUAGGGAUUGUUCGUCAGAAUUUUUACCUGAGGUCCGACCUGGAACGUAGUCAUCCCCUAUAGAAUGGCAAGCCGGUCUUAGUCCAUUUCCUCUUGAUCUUAUCCUAGGCGGAAUUUUUUUGUCGGCCUCACUGUGUUUGUCUUUGUUAGGGUACAUUUGGAUGGCAGCCAAUGACUGAAACGUCUUGAUAAUCCUUCUUUUAGCGAGAAUAUCUCGCUUUCUUGUUCCGUCUAUGACGGAUUGGGUAUAGUUCUCGCGAUGACCCGCGUUCAGAAGUCUGUGCACGUUGCUGAUAACCAACCGCUUCUACGAUUAGUUUGCUGAAACCUAGUGAGACCCUGAGGUGCUUCAAACUGUGCCAGUUGGUCUGUGCUAUAAACUUGUCGCAGUUCUUAAGUCAGAGGGAGGAUCGCCCACCUCUAUCUAUGUGAGCGCCUCUACAGUACCUGCGUAUCCUUAGGAAUCAUAUGAUAUAAAAGUUCAUCUCAGUCACAAAUCACCAGUUAAGAAAACUGAUGUUCAGAUAAGCGCUCUUCUUGCCCUUCUUCCUUAUUCAUUGUCGACUCUAAGAUAGUAGCUACAGUAGGCAUUCUAUUUAGGUUUACAGUCACCUUGCCGCCACCAGAAAGACUCGCCACCAGCUUUGAUUUCUUUUGCCAUCUGCAGAUUCAUCUCUCUCUCACUUUAUGUCUCCGAUUUUUAUGAGGAGGAUUCUGGCAUUUACGAACCCGAAGGUCUGAAUCUCACACCAAGUUGUGCACGAUAUUUGAGGUACAUCGUGAAAUCGCGGCCUUCGUAAUCUCCAAAUAAGCCAAUACGCGCUAGAAUAAGCUUAAUCUCGGACAAAACGCUUGUUUGGGAUACAUCGACGUCUCUCAAAUGUUUUUCUUUUUUUUUAAGCUGUAUACCCACGAAUUUAGAGGUGUGAGCUGUUGCCGUCCCUGGCCAGCGCGCGAAAAGUAACAUUUUGUUGUACAGUUAGUUGCAAAUGAACAAGACAACUGCACCAUCUUGACUUUAUCAAUUCGAGUGUUAGAUUGAAUUGAGAGCUUUUUAGACACUCGAUUUCUUAUAUGGCAUCACUAUGAAGACGUAAUACAACUGAUACACCUACACUACAUAGGAUUAACAAUGUCUGUUGCGCUGUUGCGAGAAGGAGGAAAAUAUUACCGGAAGUGUACGCUCUUUUUAAAAAGAGUUUCAGAGACAUUUCAGAGAUGUCUAUCUUUGGUCGGCUGUCACAAAAAAAUGACCCCCACUUAAAUUUACUAGGAAACAUGAACUUGCCAACUCCUUGUUGAAAAAAUUGGAAUUCAUUUGACCGAUACCCCGGUUGUUUCAAUUUUUCUUUUUCCUCGGGCUGCUAUGAAGCAGGUCAUAAAUUGACUAAUGAAUAAAGUGUUUUGAAAUACCGUUCGGGAUUUGCCUUUUUUUUCUGCGUGCAAAUCAAGGGUAUACAAAGUUUUUAAAACAUUUGACUAGAAUUUCAUGGAGUUCACCUCGGUAAUUCUCGUCGGCCAGAGUCAAGACGCGUACAGGUAAGCGACAUCGUCCUCCAGUAAAAAAGUUUUCCAAAGAAUAAACGUGGCGAGCGUGAGGAAACGCACAUUUUUUUUCAUCAUUGUGAUCAAAGCCCAAUGAUGUACAUAAAUUGGUACUUACGGUAUCAAACCAUUGAUUAUGACAGAGUGAGCUUAGUUUUUCUGUCGAGGUCGACGUGACUUCACAUUAAAAGCAUUUUUGACGGAACAAACUAGUGAGUAUCACUGCACGAACUGAGAAAGAAAAAACUUAUAUUUAUCUCCCACGCGUUUCGUCUGACAAUAAUAGACUUCAUCAGGGAUUUUUCCAAGUAGGGUAAAUAAGCUUGCUCAUAUACAAUUAUAAUAAAGUUCGGAUAUAACGCGCGCUGUCAUUGGUUGAAAGAGCGUGCUCUAUGAGGGUAUAGAGGAUAGAGCUGAGCUAAAGCUGUCACGCCAUCUGCCAAUUGUACUAUGUUCGAGCUUUUCCGGGACUUCUUUUUAGCUUUUUUCCGAUAAUUGAAAGUGAAAUUUCGGAACUGAAGCGAGCCGGCAAGUAGCAACAGAAAAAUCAAACAAAGGUUUGUAAACAUACCAGGCGCCGUAAUUUACGCUAUUAAAACGUGAGCAGAUACGAAAAUCCUCAAAGGAAAAACAAAAUAAACAUUCCGAGUUUUGAAGAUUUUCACGCUCAGUUAGAUUGCAAGCUCACUUACGGUUAUAAAAAUCAAACACAUCUAAUGCCCUGUUCACACCAAUUUAAACAAGUUUCAUUAAACGUAGUUUUUUUAAACAUGGUUUUAUAAAACAUGUUUUGCUCAAGAACCGUUCACACUGCAGACUGGGUUAGGUAAUGCGCAGCCUCGUUUUGAUAUUAAUUGUUGCCAACAAAAUUAAAGACGCAAUCAAAAUGGCGGUAAGUUUAAAUCACAAUAUCCUGCUGUUGUUGGCGCAGUCACGGCUGAGGGAAAACCUCAGAAUUACACAAAACCGACAGAGAAACGCAGAGAGACGGUUUAAUCGUUAUGUCCGUCGGAGACGUCUCAUUUCAUCAUUGUUUUUCCGUUUUUUGCUUCGAUUUCUUCUCCGACAUCUUCCUGUUCGCCGUAUUUGGCUAAAACCCCGGUCGCAGAUAUUUUGGGAAGAGACUUGCCAAGAUUGGGAAGAAAAGGACUGGAAUGAGAAUUUCCACAUGUCUAAAGAAGCAUUUAAUCGCCUUUGCCGAGAACUUUCGCCACAUAUCUCUAAAAGGGACACCAAUUACAGGAAAGCCAUUACAGUGCGCCAUCGAGUUGCCAUAACAUUAUAUUAUUGGCUCGCGGACACGGCUCACUUUCGAACGAUCUGAAAUCUAUUUGGUGUCGGAAAAUCCACUGUUUGUGGUAUUGUGCGACAGGUAUGCGAGGUGAUAGUGAACGUUCUUCUUCCCAAUUAUAUAAACGUUCCCCAAAAUCAACAUGAAGUCCAAGAAAAAAUUGAAGGUUUUAAAAGUCGCGCGGGCUUUCCCCAGGUGGUUGCAGCAGUCGAUGGUUGCCAUGUCCCAGUCAUUGGACCUCGGCAAAGUCCAGAUGAUUAUGUUAACAGGAAGGGAUUCCACUCAUUAAUCCUUCAGGGGCUAGUAGAUUGUUAUUAUCUAUUUCUUGAUAUAUGUGUUGGAUGGCCGGGUAAAGUACACGACGCACGUGUCUUCAAGAACUCUCCAUUGUUUGCCUUGUGUUGUGCCAGAGCUUUUCUUCCGCUCGAUAUGUCGGUGAUGAUAUCUGGUGUACAAGUUCCUCCCCUGAUAUUAGGUGACUCAGCUUAUGCUCUCAGCAAUUGGCUGAUGAAACCAUAUAUUGAUCGUGGAAAUCUGACCCCGGAGGAACGCAGUUUCAACAUAAAACACAGCACGACUAGAGUAGUUGUUGAAAAUGCCUUUGGUCGAUUGAAGGAAGGUUCAGAAGCAUUGGAAAGAGACUGGACUUAAAAGUUGAAAAUGCCUGCAAUGUCAUCGCAGCGUGUUGUGUUUUACAUAAUUAUUGUGAGAUGCGAAACGAGUCUUUUGAUGACCAAUGGCUCAAUGAUAUUCACAUUCAUGCUGGAGUUUGUCCAGGUGAUCCAAACCAAAGGCAGAACACAAAUACUGUUGCAAUAAGAGAUGCAAUUAAAAGAUUCUUAAUAUAAAUAUUCAUUGUCACAUGCAUCACUUGAACAUGAGUGUUCAACAUAAGCAUCUCUCACAGGCAAAUAAUCCAUCAAAGAGUUUGCACCUCUAGCUCAAAAAAGUCGUUUAUAUGAAUACUUUCUCCCUUUAAGGUUUAUUGUAUACAGUGCAAAUAGUUUCAUAAAUAAUGGAAGAGUGAAGAUCUUUUGAAGGACACUCCUCUAAGAGGGUCAAACAGUGUUCCAUUUGUAAUUACAUUUGUAUAAAGGAGAUUUGAAAAGUAAAUUGUCAAUUGUGUAAAUUAAAAUUACUGAUGACAAACUUUGAUUGUCUGUGGUGUUCUUGGAAACCCCCACAUUUUUUUUGAACAUUUCAAAACCUGGACACCAUCUCAGAACAAUUAAAGAUGCAGUCAUUGCAAGUUUGCCAUUUCACAUGUGAAAUAAACAUAUUAGCACUGAAAUUAUGCUAAAAAAUUAGGGAGUAGUUUGAAACCCAUGGUGUGACAUAUGCUAAUUUAGCCAUGCAUACUACAUGUUCACAUAAAAUACUAAUUUGAGUGCAAGACUUGCAUCUUCCUCACUGAGUAUUAGAUGUAAGCAUAAAGAAGGAGGGGGACAAUCUCAGCUUUUCGAUCAAAGUGUUCAGUUCGAAUAGCAAGGAGAUCUACUCACUCAGUGACAUGGCCUCAGCUGGCAUUAAUGUCAGCAAAACUAAUUUAAUUCACUAACUUUUUGCUCUUGUUCCAUUGCAAGUGACUGUGUAAUUAUACACCAGACUUUUUUGGUUAGUCCCUUACAAGAAAGAAUAAUUAAGCAAACAAACACACAGAGCUCUCUGUUGUAAAUUUAUCAAGGAGACUUAAAAGACAUCAUUCAUUUGACCCUCUCUCUCUGAACAACUGAUGGAACCUCAGAAACAAAUUUCAUCAUUUAAAAGGUGGAUCAAAACUUUAUUUCAAAUAUUAAAUCAAUUUUUCCAAAAGAUCCUAACCACUGUGCACAAAAAUAUUCAUUUAUUUCAUUAAUUUUCCGGAGCAUUUUUUAAAUACUCUGGGCCAGGUCGUUCAAAGGUGGCUUAACUUAACCCAGGGUUAGUGUGAAAUUUGAUUUCAAAUAUGAAAAUUUAAAAAGAAAUCCAUUUUUUUUUUUUUUUGUCUACAAUUUGAUGAUUAGAUGGUCUAAAAGGAAUAGGAAAAUUAUCCCAAAAAAAGACUCCUGAAUAAAGAAAUAAAGAAGCUGAAUCAAAAUUUAACCCUGGAUUAGUGUUAAUCGGCCUCUGAACAACUAGGCUCUGCCGGAAAAUUAAAAAUAACACUUAAAAAAAAAAAACGAUUUUUAUUUUCUCAAAGAAAAAAAAAGCAUAUUCAAUUGAAGACAACUAUAGAAGAAAAUUAGUUCAAGUAAAGAAAAGUUAACCAGAGCAUGUCAACAUCAAUGAUCUAAGCGUUAAGUUCAAUAUAGUUUUUUCUUUUUCUUGCACCUUCUCCAACGACUGGGAAUCGGCCAUUAGAUUUCGUGAAACAUCGUUCAACUUACAACAUAAAUAAAGCCGAAAACUAAACCAACUGAAACUGUCGCAGGUACGAUCGCAAAUUAAAUUGUUGAAGACACGUACUUUUUAUUUUCGAAGUACCUGCGCCAAUUUCAGCAGAAACUCCUGGUCUUCCUUCCUUCUUCUCUCCUCCCUUUCUUCUUCUCGUCUUUAACGAGCCUCCUCUGCAGCAAGAAAACUCCUAUCAGCAGCUUGUUGAUAGGAAACAAAUGCCUCCAACGCCUUGUCAAUUUGUGUUAAGGCAUCCGUCGUUGACACCUUCCGCUUCUUCGUAGCGGGUUUGAAAAAUGGCUUGCCAGCAUCUGUUGUUCUUUCUGUGAAGGAAUACAAGAAAUCUUUAAAGGCAGAAGUUAAAGUUUGAGCCAAUACUUAUCUCCAUAUUUUUGUUCAAAUCCACUCAUCUUGGAAGUAAAAUUAUCAAGAAAUUUUGUUAGAGAUUACAGACAACGUAGGCGCCGAUAUUGAAACAUUUUCUUGGCCUAUUGUCUGACCCUCCAAUCAGCGAAAGUUUUCAAAGCUCACCUGUCAAACAUUCACCCUUGUUUGGUUAAGGAAAUUUGCCGGCUGUUUUGUUGUUGCUGCCGACGCUGGUGCCGCCGCUGAAGGAAGGCAACUCUUCGUUUGGUUCAUCGUUCUUAAUUUUUUCAUUGUCUUCUUCUUCGUUGUCCGCCUCAAUGAUAAUUUUUGAAGAAUUUACCACAACCUUCGGUUUGGUACAUGGUUUUGAGAGAAAUUCAUCGACUUCGUCGAAAACGCCGGCUUCCUCUUUGGAGUCCGUUUCCGGUCUUCUCACAUUCGUCUUUGUAGGAGCGAUACGCACUUACUAAUGUGUGUACUCUUGUUUUGCAGGCAUCUUCAUCACGGUCUUCGUAGCCUGCCGCUCGAAUAAAAUCACUUAUUUCUUGCCAUAUAGGCCUCUUUCUGGUACAAGAUAUUAACUUCAUUUGUAUAUUUCGUCCCCCCACUUCUGUAGUAACAAUAACGUUUCCUGGUUUGCCCAAAUCCUUCUGCGGGUUUUUUUGGCAACCGCCAUCUUUAAUGUGUUUAGUUAAACACGAAAGUUAAACAACCUCAUUUAGGUAGUUUUAUUAAACACGGUUUUAAACAUGUUUGGCUACACGCACCCGCGGUGUGAACAGGUAGUUUAAUAAAACCAGUUUAGUAAAACAAGAUUUAAACAUGUUUAAGUUUUGGUGUGAACGGGGUAUAACACUCGUAUAGUAUACAAAGUAUGAGCGAAUAUGAUCAUGCUUAAGUUCAUCGCGGCUCGCUCAUCAUGGCAAUCUCCGGUCAUCACAGUAAAGCAAGCCUCAGAAACUAAAUCGGCCGCCCUUCGAGUGAAAAAAUAAGAGCUUGCUCUGAUAUCCUUUCCGAUACGUUGAGUGGCAAUUCACAUCAGUCACUGCAGCCGAGUUUUGCGGCGCUGUCAUCACAAGCUUGUUCGCUUUGGGAAAUAAAGUUUGUUUUGAAAAUUGAAAGUAAUGCUUGGGUAAUUUAACGGAUUCUUUAUUAUAAAACAAAUAGAGAAGCCUUGACUGUGCUCUGUUCUGUUAUAAAGCACCUAGGAAGCGGCUAGAGCACUCAAGAAGUGGGAAAAAACACUCGACUACGUCUUGUGUUUCUCCCUACACUUCUUUCGCGCUCUAGCCGCUUCCUAAGUGCUUUAUAACAGAACAGAGCACAGUCAAGGCUUCUCUAUUUGUUAAAUAGUAAAUAAGUUGUCUCUUUACUAUUGAAGUCAGUGGAUAGAAUACGCCAGGUGCGCCUACGAUGUUAACAUGCGUGACAUUUUCCGGACGUUACACGUACGAGUACGUGAUCCGUUUAAGGGUCACAGAUUUAGUGUAAAUAUUUCACUCCUCAACAUCACCCAAUGUCUCUAGUUUACAGAGGUCUUAGAACGUUUCCUUAUAUGGAGUUGCCUUCUGCGGGUAGAAGGCUAGAAGCGAAUUUCUCAGGCGUAAUUGCCUUUGAUUUCUCAAUUGAUGUUGUCGCAAACACGGUUUUUGGGAGUCACGAGACAAAAAAAACUUAUCAGGACCUAGUUUCAUGUUCUAAUGGAAAUAAAUAGCAAAUAAAAACACAUUUUCUUGAGAAAUAAAGUCACAAGUGACGGGGGUUCUCUGAAACAAAUAGUGAUAGAAAAAGAUUUCAGUUCUGGUCAAUAUUGACUUUUCAUGGCUUACUUGCAAAUCUGAGGGAACGUGCUGAUGGAAUAAAAAAACAUAAAUGUGUGAUAAUGCAAGCAAGAGAAUGAAAAUACAAAUGAAGAAUCAAAGUGCUCUGUGAGCAAACUCGUGAAUUGACACAUGAUUUUUUAGAUUAUGUUUAAUGUUAUCUGGUUUAGGGAAUUUUGUGGUUGAUUGUCAUAUCUAGAGUACGAGCAGUAGUUCAGUGUUCGCUAAUGUAGCAAAGAAACAAAGUAUUGUUGGGAUAAGAAGGCAUUACAGUUAAAAUGAUGAUGCUAUUACAUUUGACAAGGUGAAUGAUGUCAUGUGUUUUAAACGUCUAUCAUUUUUGUUUCUGGUUCAAAAGAAAAGGUUGGAAGUAAAUGUGGGUGAAAAGUGAAAUUUACUGUCUUUCGUUGUAAAUAUUAGAAAAUCAAGGCAAUACUGUCUUAAUGAAAACAUUAACGAUUCCCUCUUUAUCAAAUAAGACAAACGGGAACGAGUUUUGAGUGAUAUAACUAAGCCAAGCCUGCCACCGUCAUUUUGGAUCUCCGCUUGGGUAGAUUUAAGUCACGUGCUAGGCAACGUAUAAUCAAUAACAAGAUAGAAUCUCAUUUCAGGCCUAUUUAUCAAUUUUGUGGUGUGUAACUUUCGCAUUUUAGUACGUUGUAUUUAUGUUGAAUCUUCAAAUUGUCUUGAAACUUAAAAGAAAAUUGUUCUUUAAAAAUUCACUGAAAAUCAGUAGCUAAAAUUGUUUGUUUAGGUGUUAUUUGAUUUUCGUGUUAACUUGUUAUUUCGUCAGUCGCCGGCAUCUUCUGUUGCUUCACACAGGAAAAACACACGCGACGAAACGUAAUGAUCAAUUUUGUCCUCAAUCUCACGCUAUAACAGAAAAAGCUUUUGAAAAUCUGUAAACUCCGAGCGCUCCGCAGUAAGUGAUAUUUUCAAUGAAUCUUCGGAUUGUUUUCAAGUUCAAGGAUUGUAAAUUACAAUUUUAUGAAAAACGAAGGUUGUUCUGUUAUUUCAGUGUGAAUCCUUGCAUGCCUGCCAGUCGCUGGCGCCGCUUGUUGAAACUAAAACGAAAAAAAAAAACUCUCUUAAGAUUAUCAUUGGCUUCUUUUUCACUCCACCACUAUUUUUAGCAACAAAGGUCGCCAUUUCGUCUGUUUAUUGCUCGCCAAAAACUAUAAAAUGCACUCAAAAGCCUAAAAUCUGAAAAAAGUUUACAGGAAUCGACCAAUCGAGCGAGCGAGCGAGCGUAUGCCAUUCCCGACAUCGUAUCUAUAACUCACUCUUGCGCAUGCGCGCAAUUCACGAGUUAAAAAGGGGAAAACAUUGGAACCCGUGUUGCAGCGUGCAGAUAUCUUUUGAACCAGACCUACACACAUAAGCCCGACACCAGCCAGAGAAACUCGAAAGAGUUCUGCAUAUGAACUAGCUCGCACGUGCACGCAGGAAAGGCCAUGACAAUCAGCGAAAAUAAUAGCAAACGCAGAUGAUAUUUGCAGUCAAAAAACAGGAAAAUAAGAUAACAGAAGGAUUAAGAACUUUUCAGAGGUGCCUUCUGGAAAAAAAAAAAAGAUGAACAAUUUUUACUUCUCAUAAAAGGUCACGCAGUGACCCUACUAUUCCUAUACGUGGAAUUUCUUGAUGGUGGAAAGUGGAAAAAAACAUUUUCCAGUCUUAUUUUCUGGAAACAUGGCGUAGUUAAUGAAUUUAUGGGGCUAUUGAUAUUUCCUAACAAAUAAAGGGGGCAGAUUUUCCCGUCAUUCGCGGUAUGGAAAAGCCGAAGUUGUUACACUCAGGAACUUGUACGUCAACAAGCAGGCGACAUGUGACUUUAAAAUCUCCUCUCCUGUUACAGUUUCCUUAUUGUAAACUGUGCGAUAAUGAUAAUAGACGAUCAAACUAUAGGCUAAUGAAUGUUAAAAGUUCUGUACAAGAGCCCUAUGUCCUGAUUUUAGCAAAUCUUCAAAGUAAUAAACGACUGAAGAAAGAAACGCUACGAUUUUCCCAUUGAUCUUCCGUCAACAUGCAUCUCUCUAAACGUGAAAUUUUUCAUUCCUACAAAAAAUAUCGAAAGUUUUUCACAUUUUUCACCUUUCUUGAUCAACCAUCUUGCAUAGAGAGCUAAAAAAUGUAGGCUUAUUUUGUCAAGUGACCGCCUAGAGCAAUAAUUACGUGACAGGUGUAGUUGAGAGAAACUUGUCACAGUCGCAGAUUUUAAAAGGUAUCCAAGAAAAAAAUACGGUAAUGCCCAAAUAUUUUUGUUGAUGAUUUUCAGAGAUGAAAUGAUGGGUUACAAAGGGUAAUUAAGAUUAGUGUUGUUGCUUUCUGGCAACGGCAGAUAUUUGACCUCAAAGUUGUAAAAUAUUUAGAUGUAAUCGAAAAGUCUAAAAACACAGUCGUAUAUUUGCCUCUGUUGAUUGACAAGCCGUCGAUCAAACUGACUGAUACUUGCGGCGGCCAUUAACUAAGGAUGUAGAAAUAUGUGUGCAAAUCCUCUAAGUAAUCGGUUAAAUACCAUCGCAGUGAGAGCUUCAUACAUUUUACCUAUUUGAAGCGAUUUCCUUGGUGAAAACCAAGAAAAACCGGGGGGUGGUCUAUCUCCCCCCGGAAAAAACCAAGACAGAAGCCAGUCUGUUUUUUUGAGUUUUGGGGCAGACCCUUUAAACUGACAAAGUUUCACUGAAAUCGGUGAGAUGGCAUGUAGCACGACUGCCCGGUGCUCUCGUGGACACGCUCUUAAGUCACUAUCUAGCUGUUUUAAAAAGAAGGAUCAGGACUUGAAUUGAGCUACAGUAAUAAUAUGCUUCUUUGUGUUGUUGCCUACAGGAGCCACUGCUUGUGUUGAAUUGAAGAGAUUUGAAGAAGCAAUCACUUGGUGUGAUAAGGGACUAGCUGUAUCCUUUGAAGGAAUCUUUCAUCUUAACCGUGGGUAUAAUGGAAAAAAGUUUUCAUAAUUUGAUGUUUCAAGGGAGAAAAUACAAAGAAGGGUAUUACUCAUGAUGGGAACUUGUCAGCUCAUAUACUUUAAGUGUGUGUGAUUAAAAACAUAGGAGAAGUUAUUACCUCAUGACUUAUUCAUGAAAUUACUCCUUUUAGCCAAUUUGACUUAGUUCUACUAUCCAUGCCAAUAACUGGUACAUUAGUUUAAAUAACCCUUUAAUUUCCUAGACCAAAUUUGUAAUUAUCCUUACUGUCAACCAUACAAUUCUUGUAAUGUUAGUACAGAGAAUUCAGUAUUGCAUCAACUAACUAUUUUUAAAUUAAUAUAUUUUUACUCUCAGCACUUAUCUGAUUGAUAUUGUAUUGCUAUUGUAAGGAGAAAUUCUCUUUUGGUCACUCACGGGAGUUAAAGGGUUAGAAGACUAAUAUUCAUCCAGUUUGAAUGAAUGAAUGUGUAUUUAUAUACCGCACAUAUCACAUACUGUCUCAAGGCGGUUUACAAUUCUAAUUGAGUGAGAUCGAACGUCAGCUUGUAAAGGCGCCUCUGGCUGCCGCUAUCACUCCAUAUUUGAUCUCACUCACCCACCCAGCCCAUGCAUGAAAUGUACAAUGAAACAACAGAUAGACCACCACACCGGGAACUAGGCCCCCUACUCUUUUCGACAAGUGUGUGGGUUCUUUAACUUCCCCUGCUGACCAUGUAACACUGAAGAUGCAGGAGACGGGGCCUACGGUUUAUAGUCCUUAUCCGAGAAGACUUGAAUGUCGAACCAUUUGCUGGUACAAUUACAAAGGCAGCACAUUCUCCUCAGUUAUUUUAAGACCCUGAGUGUUGGUCCGGUCUGGGGCUCGAACCCUCGACCUCCCGCACAACAGACUGGCGCUCUACCAACUGAGCUAACCAGGCGGCGGUUUAUACAUAGUACUUGGGUCGAUGAUCUCUCUAAAACAAGCCUGAACAAAAAGCUCGGUAAUGUUUACAUAUCUUAUGCAGAUUUUCUUGCCUUAGACCUUUUUUCACUACUUAGAGACUCAGAAACUUUCGUUGUGCUUUCCUAUGGACAAAUAAAAAUUUUAAAGACAUGUAUUUGUGUUAUAGACUCAUUUCUUCCACUGUUGGAAAACAUUUGUCUGAUGUUAAAGCUAUAUUAAUUAAAAAAUUGAGCAAGUGCUGCUCAGUAUUUGGAAACUAGGGAUUAAAUCUAGAUAUUUCGCGUUAAAAUGUGAGGCUGCACACAGAAAAAAACAUUUUUUGAAGUGUAGAUUUACUUCAUAACUGACUUUAAGACUGAAUGUUGAUAAAUCAUCUACCUUUCAUGCAAAGCCCUCCUAGUGGGCCAUUUUAUAGUUGUGUACUUAGUUGCCAAGCCUUUGAUUUGGAGUGAGGCUGAAGGUGACCUUGUUGUGAUAGAGACCUGUAUCUAGAAACGAUAAUAACAAAGUAGUUUGCAUUUAAAAAGGAGCAAUGUUUUUAUCAUAACAAAGUCACCCUUAAUCAUCGCUCUUGUUCAGAGGUUUGGGAACCAAGCACGCAAAUGUUAAAAUGGACUAUUACAUAUCAAUAUGAUCAGAAACAUAAUCUUUUUUGUUUUUUCCACAUUUUUAACCCUUAACAUAAAAAAGAUUGACAAAAACAAUAGGAUCUUGUUGUCAUUAAGACUUCAGUCUUUCAGUGAAGUGGGAGAUAAGUCCAUGGAGGAAAAAGAUCCUAUUAGUCAUGACCACGGUAGUGCAAGUUCAGGUGAUGUCAAGAAAGUCAUAGAUCUCUAUAAUCGGGGAGAAGCCAUAGAGUACCUCAACCUAUAUCUUAAAAAAGCUAAAGAAGUAGGAGACAAGCAUGGAGAGGGUAACGCUUAUGGCAAUCUUGGCAAUGCUUAUUUUAGUCUGAGUGAUUUCAAAAAAGCCAUAGAGUACCACAACCUAGAUCUUAAAAUAGCUAAAGAAGUAGGAGACAAGCAUGGGGAGGGUGGUGCUUAUGGCAAUCUUGGCAAUGCUUAUUUUAGUCUGGGUGAUUUCAAAAAAGCCAUAGAGUACCACAACCUAGAUCUUAAAAUAGCUAAAGAAGUAGGAGACAAGCAUGGGGAGGGUGGUGCUUAUGGUAAUCUUGGCAAUGCUUAUUUUAGUCUGGGUGAUUUCAAAAAAGCCAUAGAGUACCACAACCUACAUCUUAAAAUAGCUAAAGAAGUAGGAGACAAGCAUGGGGAGGGUGGUGCUUAUGGCAAUCUUGGCAAUGCUUAUUUUAGUCUGGGUGAUUUCAAAAAAGCCAUAGAGUACCACAACCUACAUCUUAAAAUAGCUAAAGAAGUAGGAGACAAGCAUGGGGAAGGUAAUGCUUAUGGCAAUCUUGGCAAUGCUUAUUUUAGUCUGGGUGAUUUCAAAAAAGCCAUAGAGUACCACAACCUACAUCUUAAAAUAGCUAAAGAAGUAGGAGACAAGCAUGGGAAGGGUAAAGCUUAUGGUAAUCUUGGCAAUGCUUAUUUUAGUCUGGGUGAUUUCAAAAAAGCCAUAGAGUACCACAACCUACAUCUUAAAAUAGCUAAAGAAGUAGGAGACAAGCAUGGGGAGGGUAGAGCUUAUGGCAAUCUUGGCAAUGCUUAUUGCCCUCUGGGUGAUUUCAAAAAAGCCAUAGAGUAUCUCGACCCAUAUCUUAAAAUAGCUAAAGAAGUAGGAGACAAGCAUGGGGAGGGUAAAGCUUAUGGCAAUCUUGGCAAUGCUUAUGGCAUUCUGGGUGAUAUCAAAAAAGCCAUAGAGUACCACAACCUACAUCUUAUAAUAGCUAAAGAAGUAGGAGACAAAUCCUUGGAGGCAAUUGCCUACUAUUCAUUAGGAUUGGAUUUUGAGUUUCAAGGUGGACUGCUAAAAGCCGUUGAACAUUACCAAGCUAGCAUAAACUUAUUCAAUUCCUUGAGAGUACUUCUAAUAUCUAAAGAUGAGUGGAAAGUUAAUUUUCGAAAUCAGCAUCAAGGGGCGUAUACGAGUUUGUGGAGAGUUCUCGUAGAACAAGGUAAUGUAGAUGAAGCCUUAUUUGUUGCUGAGAAAGGACGAGCUCAAGCUCUGACCGACCUCAUGGAAUCCAGUUUUUGUGGUGGAACAAGUCACCACAAGGGAGAAGAUGAAGAUUGCGCAGUUUUAAAAAACGUUCCAUCAAACACUGUCUUUCAGGCAGUGGACAAAGCUAACGUCAAUCUUUGGGUUGUGUCCGAAGGAAAACAAGUUCAGUUAAGACAAAGUAAACUCAAAGGUUUUGUUUCAGAGAAUAGUGGAUCUAGCCUGUCCUUUGAGUCGUUCAUGUUCGGUGUCUAUACACAACUUGGUGUUCGUUCUAAUGUGAGAUGCGAGAAUCGAUCUUUAGAUGCUUUGAGGGAGGGCCGUUCAAAAGUGGAUGAGAAAACCAAAGAAGCCAAGCCUCAACCUCACAUCCAACAAGACGGAUGCUUGAGCACUUUGUAUGAUAUCGUUAUGAAGCCGGUGGCUGACUUGAUUGAAGGGGAUGAGCUACUCAUUAUUCCUGAUGGAUCCCUGUGGAUCGCUCCUUACGCUGCAUUGAAGGAUGGUAAUUCUAAAUACCUGUGUGAAUCGUUCACAAUCCGAGUCGCUCCAUCGUUAGCAAGUCUUAGACUCAUUGCCGAUUGCCCAGAUGAUUAUCACAAAAGCAGUGGUGCGUUACUUGUAGGAGAUCCGUGGGUAUCCGAGGUUACUAACAGCGAGGGAAAGAAAGUCCUUGAGCAGCUUCAGUAUGCUAAAAAAGAAGUAGAAAUGAUCGGAAAAAUUCUGAAUAUCACGCCAAUCACUGGCAGUCAGGCCACGAAACGUGAGGUGUUGAAAAGACUCGGUUCCGUUUCCCUAGUUCACUUUGCGGCACACGGAUCUAUGGAAACUGGCGAAAUUGCUCUUACACCUGACCCAGACCGAAUAUCUACUGUGCCAACGGAGGAGGAUUACAUUUUAACAAUUAGAGAUGUGUUGAAUGCUCAACUUCGGGCCAAACUUGUUGUGCUUAGUUGCUGCCACAGCGGCCGGGGCGAGAUCAAGGCUGAAGGUGUGGUUGGCAUUGCGCGCGCUUUUAUGGGGGCUGGUGCUCGGUCUAUUGUGGUGUCCCUGUGGGCGAUUGAUGACGAGGCUACUCUUGAGUUCAUGAAAUACUUUUAUCAACAACUUGCAGGAGGUAAACCAGCAAGCAAGUCACUGAACCUGGCCAUGAAAAGCCUCAGAGAAUCACACAAGUUCUGCGACAUCAAACACUGGGCGCCCUUUUUGCUGAUUGGAGAUGACGUCACUCUUGACUUCAUGGCAAAGGAAAGAGAAAAUUUGAAUAUGAAAUCACAUAAAUGA